Molecule: messenger RNA, 291 nt
Organism: Mycotypha africana
Lineage: Eukaryota; Fungi; Mucoromycota; Mucoromycetes; Mucorales; Mycotyphaceae
Exons: 3
Coding region: 1-291 (96 amino acids)
Source: RefSeq, a predicted model, not a curated record
AUGUCGCUUGUUAUAUUUGGUGAUGGUAUGCAUGGGAAGGAUGCUGUAAGAAUGAGGGGACAUACCACUGGAGCCACCAGUAUAUUGUAUAAACAGCUACUGAAGAGACAACGGACGUUUCUAACUGCUGUUGUUAAUAUUGAUGAAUAUCGCACAUCAAAAGUUUGUAACAAUUGCAAGAGUGACGAUAUGCAAGACGCCAUUGGGACUGGCCAGGAAAAAUUUGGCCCUUACAACAGAGAUCGCCGUACAGAAGACGGUGCUGCCAGCUUUUCAGAACAGACAGCUUAA